This is a messenger RNA of Gossypium raimondii (Peruvian cotton), 2376 nucleotides long. RefSeq names its product cation/H(+) antiporter 4. NCBI's taxonomy places the organism in Eukaryota, Viridiplantae, Streptophyta, Magnoliopsida, Malvales, Malvaceae. Gene Ontology annotation, biological process: regulation of pH; proton transmembrane transport. Gene Ontology annotation, molecular function: antiporter activity. The coding region runs from base 1 to 2376 and encodes 791 amino acids. The transcript is spliced from 3 exons. The record is from RefSeq and is a predicted model, not a curated record. Gene Ontology annotation, cellular component: membrane; endomembrane system.
AUGGCCGAAUCAUUGCCUCCGCCAUAUCUUCUCUACGAGAAUGCAACAUAUGAAUUUUGCUUCGUUUUACCUUCCAAGGUGAAUUCCGCCGGUAUAUGGGAAAAUGCGACUAACCCGGCCGUGAUUUUGAGUUACUCGUUGCCGUUUUUGGAGCUGCAGUUGGUCAUUAUAUUCUUGGUCAAUCUUCUAGUUUAUACCAUCUUGAGGUCUAUUGGUAUCACCUUAUUUGCCUCACAAAUGUUUGCCGGCUUUAUCAUGGUCCCUAUAUUCAAACAAGAACAAAUCAUGAGAAUAUUCCAGUAUCAGAAGUUAGGUAUACAAAUCAUGGACACUGCAUCGUUGUUCGGUUUCACAUUAUUUUUCUUCCUAACAGGAGUGAAAAUGGACAUCAAGUCGGCAUUCAGGACAACAAAGAGAUCCCUAGGGAUCGGCAUCGUAUCCCUUUUAUCUCCCAUCUUGGUCGGUGGAGCUGUUCAAGUAACCCUCAGACAACCUAAUGAACCCGAACACGUAAGAACCGAACGUCUAAUCGGAACACUGAUCGAAGCGUUAACAUCGUUUUCGGUCAUCGCUUGCCUACUAGCCGAGCUCAAGAUCUUAAAUACCGAACUCGGACGACUUGCCCUAUCGUCGGCUGCUGUAGGCGACUUGAGCACCUUGUUUUUAGUCCGCAUAAUUACGUUUUCACGACAUAUUUCCUCAUCCCCAUUCUCGGUUUUAGUACGAGGAGUGAUCACGUGUUGUUUCAUAGCACUCCUUUUCUUUGUGUUUCGUCCAUUGAUGUAUUGGGUAAUUAAAAGAACACCCAAUGGGGAACCGGUCGCGGAAGUGUACAUCACGGCCACCACGAUGGCUGCUGUAGGGUGUGCUGUACUUACACAUUGGACCGAUCAAUCUCCUUUAAUCGGUGCUUUUCUCUUCGGCCUAGCUGUCCCUGACGGUCCGCCGCUAGGGUCGGCAUUGAUAGACAAGUUUGAAUGCUUUACCAAUGGCCUCUUUCUUUCGGUCUACGUGACAUCAUCGACAAUGAGGAUUAGAUUACAGAAAUGGUUGUCGGAUCCGUCCCACGUCAAAUUUUCUGCCAUUUUUGCUAUCGCGACAUUCUUUGCCAAACUAAUACCAUGUUGCAUAGGUUCAUUUUUAAACUUUAUGCCUUUUAGGGACGCCUUGGCUUUUGGUCUCAUUAUGAGUAGCAAAGGCAUUGUCCAGUUGUCCCAUAUCUGUACUUUCAGGGACAAUAAGGUUAUAUCACAAAAAGUUUUUACCGCCAUGAUCUUUUGCAUUUUGGCAAAUGCAACUAUAGUCCCACUCCUGGUGAGGUUCCUUUAUGACUCAAAUUCAAGAAAAUAUGGAUCAUAUGAGCAACGGAACUUAAUGAACUUAAAACCCGAUGCUGAGCUACGGGUUCUAGCAUGUGUUCACACACCUAAUAAUAUCCCAGCUAUGAUCUGUUUGCUUGAUCUCACUUGCUCUACGAAAGAGAAUCCCAAUGCUGUUUAUGUCAUUCACUUGAUCGAGCUAAGGGGUCGUAAUUCACCAUUGUUUAUAGCUCACCACAAUCAAGAAACUAGCACCGCCGCUAGCAGUUUCUUCGAGAACAUCAUUCCGUUCUAUGAGUAUGAGGGGAACAAUUGGGAUUUGGUCACGGUUAAAGCUUUCACGAUAAUUACACCACCGAAGCUCAUGCAUGAUGAUAUUUGCACAAUGGCUCUCGAAAAGCAAACAUCUUUUAUAAUUCUUCCGUUCCAUAGGAAAUGGUCAAUUGAUGGAUCACUUGAAGAAGAAAAUAAUGUGGUAAGGAACUUGAAUUGCAACAUCUUGGACCAAGCACCGUGCUCAGUCGGGAUCCUAAUCGAUCGUGGCAGGAUACAGAAAUGGAUGAAGCCGUCAUCAUCAUCGUCUUUCUCAAUCGGGAUGCUUUUCUUGGGCGGAAAAGACGAUAGAGAGGCUUUAACGCUGGCAAAAAGGAUGGCUCGAGAACCUCGGGUGAAUCUAACCGUGAUCCAUCUCAUUCCGUAUCAAGAUUGUGUGAACGUUGUAUACUGGGACACGGUGUUGGAUACCGAGAUGUUGAAAGAUGUUAAGCAAAAUAUUGGAGUACUUGGUAAUGGUUGUGACAUAAUGUAUUUAGAAGAAGUGUCAAAUUGCGGAGCGCAGACCAUAAAGCUCAUUAGGUCAAUCGCCAACAAUUAUGAUUUAAUGAUCGUCGGUAGACGCUACGGGGUGGAGUCGGUGCUAUUGACGGGUUUAUCAGAAUGGAGUGAAUUUCCUGAACUAGGGGUUGUCGGAGACCUUUUUGCAUCCACGGAUUUAGAUAGUAGGGUAUCUGUAUUAGUUGUGCAACAACAACAAUGUAUAAAUGUAAAUAGACAUUGA